AUGUCGGCCGAAAAGCGACCCGCCUCCGACGAGCCAGGCCCCAGGCAGGCGCUGGUCAAGAGACAAAAUGUUGGAACAUCUUCAGGAGCCCUCGCAAGGCUCAAUGCCUCUGCAAACGGCAGUGCUCUUGUUAAGACUGCUCCUCGAACCAGUGGGCUGCAAGCGCCGGUGAUGGAGCUGUCUGGCCAUUCUGGUGAGGUCUUCGCAGCCAAGUUUGAUCCUACUGGGAACUUCAUCGCUUCAGGAUCCAUGGACAGAAGUAUAUUGCUGUGGAGAACAUAUGGCGAUUGCGAGAAUUACGGUAUCCUCAAAGGGCACAGCGGUGCCGUUUUAGACCUCCAGUGGUCGAGAGACUCGCGAAUUCUUUUUUCGGCCUCGGCCGACAUGCAUUUGGCCAGCUGGGAUCUCGACAAUGGCACACGGAUACGGCGCUAUGUCGGUCAUGAGGAGGUCAUUAAUGCUAUGGACAUCAGCAGGCGAGGCGACGAGGUGCUCAUCAGUGGCAGCGAUGACGGGUCAAUCGGGCUCUGGGAUCCUCGAACCAAACAUGCGGCGGACUACAUACAAACGGAUUUUCCUGUGACGGCAGUCGCCAUAUCGGAAGCUGGCAAUGAAGUCUACUCUGGCGGUAUCGAUAACGACAUCAAGGUGUGGGACUUACGAAAGAAAGCCGUUGUGUAUUCCAUGCUCGGCCAUCAAGACACCAUCACUUCAUUGAGGGUAUCCCCUGAUUCACAGUCGCUCCUGUCCUAUGCCAUGGACUCCACUGCAAGAACAUGGGACAUCCGCCCCUUUGCACCAACAGAACGCCACAUUCGGACGUUCGAUGGCGCCUCUAUGGGCUUAGAGAAGAACCUGGUUCGCGCAAGUUGGGACUCAGCUGGCAAACACGUGGCCGUGGGCUCCGGGGACGGCACUGUCACCAUCUGGUCCAAUGAGUCCGGGAAAUUGGCGUACAAGCUUCCUGGACACAAAGGCACUGUUAACUGUGCCGAAUUUGCACCAGGAUCUGAACCAAUUCUUCUCUCGGCGUCUUCUGAUCGCAAUGUGCUUCUGGGCGAGCUACGAUGA
Messenger RNA from Verticillium nonalfalfae, 1071 nucleotides. RefSeq lists its product as uncharacterized. The record is from RefSeq and is a predicted model, not a curated record. Gene Ontology annotation, cellular component: catalytic step 2 spliceosome. NCBI's taxonomy places the organism in Eukaryota, Fungi, Ascomycota, Sordariomycetes, Glomerellales, Plectosphaerellaceae. The transcript has 4 exons. The coding region runs from base 1 to 1071 and encodes 356 amino acids. Gene Ontology annotation, molecular function: protein binding; RNA binding.